Molecule: messenger RNA, 2982 nt
Organism: Melitaea cinxia (Glanville fritillary)
Lineage: Eukaryota; Metazoa; Arthropoda; Insecta; Lepidoptera; Nymphalidae
Product: zinc finger protein 608-like
Exons: 10
Coding region: 1-2982 (993 amino acids)
Biological process (GO): regulation of transcription by RNA polymerase II
Cellular component (GO): nucleus
Source: RefSeq, a predicted model, not a curated record
AUGGCGGCGCCAAUGAGGGAGGGCGCGCCGGCCGGCGGAGCUCGCCCCGCGCCCCACGCGCACCCCGCCAACUUCGAGUACGAUGACAACGAGUGGGACAUCGGCAUCGGCGACCUCAUCAUAGACCUCGAUGCCGACAUAGAGAAGACCGACGAGGCGGGCGGCAUGGCGGCGCGCGCCGAACCGGACGCGCAGCGCACCGCGCUCAAGAUGAAGAUCAAGCGCACGAAGCCCGGCACGAAGAGCUCCGAGGCGAAACACGAGAUUGUAAAGUCAAACGAAAUGAAUGGUGAGCCUAAGCCGCCGACCGCGACUGGGGCGCCGCCUACGGCUGCCAAGCGCGGUUCUGGGGGCCACCGGCGGGACAAGGCGCGGGACAAGCACCACCACCCGCAUCCGCCUCACGAUGUGAACGGCGUGGCCCGCGUGCCGCCGCCGCCCAACGCGCCCGGCCCUCCCGCGCCUCCGUCCGGCGCGAUGGCGUCGCCGGCACCGCACGCGCCCCACGCGCCUCACUCUGCUCCCGCGCAACCCAAGCCCGAGCCCCGGCCCGCGCCGCGACUGGACUCCAAGCCUCCCGCGCCGCCCGUGACCGCGCCCCCCGCACCCUCCCCCGCGCCGUCGCCCGCGCCCUCACCAGCGCCCCAGCAGUCCACCAAGCCUGAACCGGACGACUCGAGGCAGGAGCACAACUUACAGCCUCCGACUAAGAAACAAAAAACUGAACCUAAGGAGACAGCAGAAGUAUGUGUCGGUACAUCGGUGGGAACCAUCACCGAGCCGGACUGCCUGGGGCCAUGCGAGCCUGGUACUUCGGUCACGCUGGAGGGCAUCGUGUGGCACGAAACGGAAGGUGGCGUGUUGGUUGUGAACGUAACGUGGCGAGGGAAGACUUACGUUGGAACUUUAUUGGACUGCACGCGACACGAUUGGGCGCCGCCACGGUUUUGCGACUCUCCUACCGAGGAACUAGAUGCGCGGACACCUAAGGGUCGAGCAAAACGCGGCAGAGGUGCCGCUCCUACGGACAUGACAAACUUUACCGAGACGCGUUCUUCUGUACAUAGUAAGCUGAGAAAUGGCGGCGCCAAAGGCCGACGAGCUCUGCCGUCCCCGACUCCUUUCACUCCACCAAGACCAGACUCUAAAAGGAAACGCAAUUCUGAUGCGGAAGAACGUCCUCCUACACCUAAGACAAAACGUCCUCCGCCUACCCCUUCGUCGCCUCCGCCAGACCCAGUAUUACUGGAAUGUCCAGAGCCUAAUUGUUCUAAAAAAUACAAACACGCGAACGGCUUGAAAUAUCACCGAUCGCACGCUCAUGGUUCGCCGGAUGAGGACGACAAAGAUGGCUCAAGUUCCGAGCUAGAGGAACCGACAGCGGAACCAUCAUCACCAGUGCGACCGCCUUCAGAACCUGCGACACCAGUUACACCAGUCAAAUCUCCAACGCCCACAAAAUCACCGGAAGAGAAAAGUGAUAAAUCGCCGGAAAAAUCUCCGGAGAAAACAGAUGCAGUAGAAUCUCCACCGCAACCUAGGUUUGAGGAGUUUGCAUCGACCCCGGAGCCGCAGCCGCCGGCGGAGCGCCCUCCGACACCCCCUGAGUCCGUCACUCCUCCCUCUGAAUCUCUCCCUGCGAUACAGCCGGCGACACAGCUGACACAAUUCAAGGUGAAGCCUCGUUCAGCACUAAUGCCCUCCGAAGAGCGCAAGUCGACAGAGUCUCCCCCGGAUGAAUCACCAGGCAAGCGGCGUGCUAGGCGCUCGCCCACCCCGGGGGUGCGCUCUCCCGCCUACUCCGACAUAUCUGAUGACGCGGCCCCCACUGAAGGAGCGGCUGACGCUGAUGCUGGCCACAGACCCUUCCCGGUCUAUCAUCAGUAUUACGGUCAGCCGCCGUACCUUCCGCCAACGCACCCUGCGACUGCUCCACCGCCCAGCGACAAAGGAAAGGAAGACCUCUCGAAAGGAGACCCGAAGACUGACUUGAAGGAUGGGAAGUCAGAAAGUGGUCCUCAGAAAGUUCUCCCGCCACACUUCUACCCCUAUAAUUACGUUCCGAAUUUUCCCUACAACGUGGAGUCGGGGCCUCCCCCUGGACCGCCGCUAGACGACAAAUCCAAGGAGUCAGAACGAUCCAAAACUACUCCAAGUCCUUUGGACAAGAGUAAACAGCCGAGAUCCGCUGAAGGAAAAGAUCCAUCGAGACCGAAUGAGAACCAUCAGAUCUUGAAGGAGAGUAUUGAAAUGAAAGCACAAAUGGGGCCUUACGCUUUCCAAAGACCUACAAGAGAGGAAGAAUUGAGAAGAUACUACAUGAGCCUCGAUCAGCGUCGCAAGGAGGGCGGGGACGGCAAGCCCGCGACGGGCCCGCCGGGGGCCGCGGCCGGCGCGCCGCGCCCGCAGCCCGCGCACAAGCCCAAGGACAAGGACGACAAGCCCAAGGAGGAGGUUAAGGUGAAGCAGGAAGGCCAGAAGCCGACGACCGAGACGCAGGGCCCGCCGCCGCCGCCCACGUCGCAGUACUACCUGCCGCCCUACAUGCAGCCGCCGCACUACGGCGCCCUGCCCUUCGACCCCGUGUACCGCGCGCCGCUGAGCCCCAUGCUCGUGGGCGGCUUCGGGGGCGGCUGGACGGUGCCGCGCUACCACGCGCCCGAGGACCUGUCGCGGCCCGGCGCGCCCGCCAAGCUGGAGCUGCUGCCGGGCCACGGCGCGCAGUACGGCUACGCGCACGGCCACGCGCCGCACAAGAUCCACGAGCUGCAGGAGCACGCCAAGUCGCCGCAGGGCAAGCCGCCGCGCCCCGAGCCGCCCAAGGAGGCGCCGCGCUCGCCGCCGCCGCAGCGCCACGUGCACACGCACCACCACACGCACGUGGGGCUCGGCUACCCGCUCUACCCGCCGCCCUACCCCGCGGCAGCCGUACUGGCGAGUACGCAAGCGGUCGUCAACUCGUUUCCGACGCCGCCUAAAUGA